UUUUCUUUUUCUCUCUUCUUUCAGUUUUCACAGUUAUUCCUCUUGACAUUUUUUUUUUCAACGAUAAUAUUAAAUGAUCUCCCCUUGUAGUUUUUUCACAUUUUUUUUGUAACACCUAGAUCUGCAGUGCAAGAUAACUAUAAAUCGCAUAUUACGAGAUACAUGAUUAUAAAUUUCAUCUCUCCGCUUUAUGAAAGAUUGUUUUCCUCAGGAGUUUUAAUAUAAAAUUUCUAGAUCUAGUUCAAGUUGUUCUUAAAUGCUUACUUGUGCCUUUCUUUGUGGAGGAUCCUGUAGAGAUGAUUUUUAUCUAGACGUAUUUGUUUGGUGCUCUGUUGAUUAAGAAAGUGCUUAUAGGAAUGGCAACCUGUUUGAAUUCAUUAAGUCAUGAUUAUUAUUGUCGUCGUGUGUAAUUUAAUUCAGAGUGUUUGGAUUGUUUUAUUUCUUGAAGUGAAGAUAUCUAGCUACCGACCCUAUCUACCUCGCUGUCUGUGUGGCCUAUUUCUCUGACCGGUCACCCCGCUGCCUUUAUGACUGGUCGCCAAGACCUCACAAGUUGACCUCACAAAAUGACCUCACAAGUUGACUUCUCAUGUUGACCUCUCUGUGAUCGCCUGCUUCCAAAAACAAAGCUGACUGUGAUGUUUGUGUUGUGUGUCCGUCUCAACGUCUGCUCGUCUUGUUCAAAAUCGAGCAAUCAAACUUUAUAGAAGUUAUCAACUUUGUACAACUUAUCAACUUAAUAGAACAUAUCAACUUUAUAGAACGUAUCAAAAAUGAAAUUCGCUGUUGUUACAAGUGCCACUUACCUGAUACUACCUCAGUACAUACUAGGAUUAGUACUUCUAGCACCACCAGGUACCCAUCAUAAAGAGGAAGGCGAUGACAACCUAGAGCUCAUUGACCUUGACGAUAGCUUAACACAGCUGUCCUGGACGGUACCCAUGAGCAACCUAGAGCGCGCGGUUCUACCACUGGACGACGAGGAUGGAACGCUGACCAAGGACCUCCUCAGUCUACGCCGUGGCAAAAGUCGUCCGAAGAACUCUCUCCGGUCCCUGAACUCUCAUCGUCACGAGAUCCUAAAAAAUAACUCGGACCUGUUUUCAGAUGUAGGUCACAGUCUGGAGCAGGCCGGUGACUCAUCGACCCGGCAAAUAUCGCACGUCACCUCGAGGUCGGGGUCUAUACCUGACGCCCGGGGCCCUCAGCUUUCACACCUCGUAGAAACAGUAACGCAAUCGCUCCGCGGUCGGAUUGAGCUGCGGGCUAAUGGAUCUAUCGACACGCCUUUAAGGACAAAGCAUAGGCGUGUACCAGGACGUGUACAGACCGACAGCAGCAACGACAGCAGCAAGAGCAGCACUUCGCAAAAGCAGUCCAGUGUAUCUCAGGGAGAGGAUGUUCUAUCACAGGGCAGACGUUCUCAAGUCCACAACAUAACACAAUCUGACUCGUCGGCUUCUCGUAAGUAG
Biomphalaria glabrata is the source of this 1472-nucleotide messenger RNA. RefSeq lists its product as uncharacterized. The record is from RefSeq and is a predicted model, not a curated record. The transcript is spliced from 4 exons. Lineage: Eukaryota; Metazoa; Mollusca; Gastropoda; Planorbidae. Bases 774 to 1472 code for a protein of 232 amino acids.